Vicia villosa (hairy vetch) is the source of this 1293-nucleotide messenger RNA. RefSeq lists its product as uncharacterized. Bases 1 to 1293 code for a protein of 430 amino acids. The record is from RefSeq and is a predicted model, not a curated record. The transcript is spliced from 3 exons. Lineage: Eukaryota; Viridiplantae; Streptophyta; Magnoliopsida; Fabales; Fabaceae.
AUGAGGCAAAAUUAUGGAGUGGGUAUCACUGUAUGCAGGGAAUGGAAAGCAAAAAUGAUAGCAAGACAAAUGAUAGAAGGGGAUGCAGACAAGCAAUAUUCAAAUUUGUGGAGGUAUGCAGCUGAAUUGCAUAGGGUGAGUGCUGGAAACACUGUAAAGAUCAACAUUGAGAGACCAUUACCUUCCAUCCAACCAAGGUUUGGUUCUUUCUAUUUCUGUUUUGAGGGAUGUAAAAAAGGGUUCAUAGAUGGUUGUAGACCUUUUAUUGGGGUGGAUGGCUGUCAUCUGAAGACUAAGUAUGAAGGUCAGUUGUUGAUAGCAGUGGGAAGGGACCCCAAUGAUCAAUAUUUUCCACCAGCCUUUGGGGUUGUUGAAACAGAAACAAAAGAAUCUUGGAAGUGGUUUAUACAGUUGUUAAUGGAAGAUAUUGGAACAGAAAAAAGAUAUGUAUUUAUCUCAGACCAGCAAAAGGGUUUGGUGGCUGUAUUUGAAGAAAUGUUUGAGAGGAUUGAGCACAGACUUUGCUUGAGGCAUUUGUAUGCAAAUUUCAAGAAAAAGUUUGGUGGAGGAGCACUUAUAAGAGAUCUAAUGAUGGGAGCAGCCAAGGCAACAUACCAUCAAGCAUUCUUGCAGAAGAUGACUGCAUUAAAGGCAGUAGAUCCACAAGCUUGGGCAUGGCUAAUGGGAGUGCCAACUAAAUCUUGGUGUAAGCAUGCUUUUAGCUUUUAUCCUAGGUGUGAUGUUUUAAUGAAUAAUAUCUCUGAAUCCUUUAAUGCAACAAUCUUAUGUGCUAGGGAUAAACCCAUAUUGACAAUGUGUGAGUGGAUUAGGAAAUAUCUAAUGAAUUGGUGUAGCCAAUCUACUUUGAAACUUGAUAAAUGGCCACACAAAAUCAUGCCAAUCCCUAGGAGGAGAUUAGAUGCUGAGCUAGUUGGUAUUCCCUGUAGGCAUAUUGUUGCUGCUCUAGGCUUUAGACAACAAAAUCCAGAAUUGUUUGUUCAUGAAUGUUAUAGCAGGGAGAAAUAUGCUUUAUGCUAUGGUUUUCCUAUUAGUCCUAUAAAUGGACAAGACAUGUGGCCUAUGGUUGAAAGUGAAGAUCUCUUGCCUCCUGACUUCAAAAAGGGUCCUGGUAGAUCAAGGAAAUUGAGGAUUAGGGAGACUAGAGAGGAAGGUGCUAGGAGGAGGCUACCUGGUGUGUCUUACUGGUGCACUAGAUGUGACAAGAUUGGGCAUAAUAUUAAGUCAUGCAAGAGCAAGGUGCAAGAUCCAAGUGCCUUGAAAAGAAAGGUAUGA